AUGGUUCCGGGAGCUGCAGGUGGGGCUGGGGGUGCGGCUGCGGGUGUUUGUCCCUUUCAAGCCGAGCCGGACUACAAGCCCCGUCAUGCAGCCGGGCGGGCGGGUGGUAGCGGCGGCAUGCGCUUGCGCCGCCAGACGUGGCAGCAGCCCGAAGCGGCGGCAGCGUCCGGCUCGGCGGCAGCGAUGGCUGUGCCGGGGCAGGGCGCGGGGGCUUCGCGGCGCCGUGGGCGGUUCCCGUUGCUGCUGCUCGGCCUGGCGGCAUUCUUGCCGGCAUUUGUGUGCUUAUUGAAGGUGUCUCCACUCAUAGAAAAAAUAAGUGACCAUAAGGAUUUUAAGAAGCUUCUCAGGACACGGAAUAACAUACUAGUGCUGUAUUCCAAAUCUGCUACUGCUGCAGAAAGCUCACUCAGGUUGCUGUCCAGCGUGGCCCAAGAGGUGAAAGGACGAGGUACUAUAAGCUGGAUAGACUGUGGUGAUACUGAAAGCCGAAAAUUGUGCAAGAAGAUGAAAGUAGAUCCUAAUUCAAAGGAGAAAGGAGUGGAAUUACUCCAUUAUAAGGACGGUGCAUUUCAUACUGAAUAUAACAGAGCGUUCACAUUGAAGUCUAUGGUGGCCUUUCUCAAGGAUCCAGAAGGUGCUCCACUUUGGGAGGAAGAUCCUGAAGCCAAAGAUGUUGUGCAUGUUGACAGUGAAAAGGAACUGAGAAGGCUUCUGAAGAAGGAAGAUAAACCACUUCUGAUGAUGUUCUAUGCCCCAUGGUGUGGUGUUUGUAAGAGAAUGAUGCCAUCUUAUCAACAGGCAGCCACAGAACUGAAGGGUAAAUAUGUUCUUGCAGGGAUGAAUGUUUACUCUGCUGAAUUUGAAAGGAUAAAGGAAGAAUACAAUGUCCGGGGAUAUCCUACAAUCUGCUAUUUUGAGAAAGGAAAAUUCCUGUUCCACUUUGAGAAUUAUGGUGCUACUGCAGCAGACAUAGGAGAGUGGCUGAAAAACCCACAGGCACCUCAGCCACAGGCUCCGGAGACUCCCUGGGCAGAUGAAGAAAAUGUAGUUUAUCACCUGACUGAUGAGGAUUUUGACAAGUUUAUAAAAGAUCAUUCAUCUGUGCUAGUGAUGUUCCAUGCACCAUGGUGUGGGCACUGUAAGAAAAUGAAGCCAGAAUAUGAGAAGGCUGCAGAGUUUCUCCAUGUAGCCAGUGAUAGUCCAGGUGUACUAGCAGCUGUUGAUGCUACCAUCAACAAGGCACUGGCAGAAAGAUACCACAUCUCAGGGUUUCCUACUUUGAAGUAUUUUAAGGAUGGAGAGGAGAAAUACACUCUACCGCAUCUCAGAACAAAGAAGAAGAUCAUCGACUGGCUGCUAAAUCCUGAAGCACCACCUCCACCUGAGCCUGCAUGGGAAGAAAAACAGACAAGUGUUAUCCACCUUGCUGGAGAAGACUUCAGGGAGUCUUUGAAGAAGAAGAAACAUACUCUUGUCAUGUUCUAUGCACCAUGGUGUCCCCACUGUAAAAAUGCCAUUCCACAUUUUACAACUGCUGCUGAAGUCUUUAAAGAAGAUCGAAAGAUUGCCUAUGCUGCAGUGGACUGUGCCAAAGAACAGAAUCAUGACCUGUGUAAGCAGGAGGGGGUUGAUGGCUACCCCACCUUCAACUACUACAACUAUGGAAAAUUUGUGGAGAAAUAUACUGGAGAAAGAGGGGAGUCUGGAUUCACCACUUUCAUGAGAACCCUGAGAGAAAGAGACCAUGAAAGAAUAGGAAAGAAGAAGGAUGAAUUGUAG
Molecule: messenger RNA, 1779 nt
Organism: Indicator indicator
Lineage: Eukaryota; Metazoa; Chordata; Aves; Piciformes; Indicatoridae
Gene: PDIA5
Product: protein disulfide isomerase family A member 5
Biological process (GO): protein folding
Cellular component (GO): endoplasmic reticulum
Molecular function (GO): protein disulfide isomerase activity
Source: RefSeq, a predicted model, not a curated record